CUCGAUCUUUAAGCCUUAUGCUACUCUGUAUAUUGCUUGCGUCUGACUCUUGUUUCCCGUCCCUCGCUUCCGCCUCUUGCACACUUGUGUCUCUCAAACUUCCCCGGUAUGUGACCGCCUGGGCGUUGUUGUGUCAUCACUCUGUUGCCUGUAUGUGUGCCUUGAACCUUCUCUUUAGACCUUGUUUCCUGUUUCUCUUCUCUGUAUUCCAAUGUUUAUAUCCCGUCUCUUGUUCAUUGUGUCCUUGCCUGAUCCUUGUUGGGUAUCCUGAAACCUUCCCCUGACAGCGGGGCAAGUCGAGCCAUUGUGGGUUGGGUAGAGGCUGUUGUGGUAUGCCUCGCGAUUUAGUAUUGGGAAAUUUCCGGGUCUGAUGUGUUGUGUGGAUAGAUGUAGCUGAACUUUAUCCCUUGUUCCCUUCCAGAACCGACUUCCUUGAUCUUCAAGUUAUUAGCGGCUACUGGCACUUGAAUUGAAAUUCCACUGAGAAAUCCCGCGGAGGAGCCACAACCUGCCUUAGUCACCCAACAAACACAGAGGUUCAAAGCCGGACAGCAACCUCACC
This is a messenger RNA of Chaetomium strumarium, 562 nucleotides long. RefSeq lists its product as uncharacterized. The record is from RefSeq and is a predicted model, not a curated record. The transcript is spliced from 2 exons. The coding region runs from base 18 to 284 and encodes 88 amino acids. NCBI's taxonomy places the organism in Eukaryota, Fungi, Ascomycota, Sordariomycetes, Sordariales, Chaetomiaceae.